CAAACUCUCUCUCAUCUCAGAUUUUCUCUCUCUAGAACUCCCAAACUGCCAUUGCCGUUCUUUCAAGCUAUCUGCAGUGGUCUGUUCAUCACCUUUGGCGAGCUUUCCAUCAUUUGAUUUCGGUCAUCUACAUCGUCUAACUCCGGCUAACUUCAUACUGGCAUUCGUUUCUUCAGUUCUACACUGUAAGUCCUCGAUUUCCUCUUUUUCAUUUUCAAUUUCUUACUAUUCUUGAAUGCACUUUUCUCCUGUAUUGUUACACAUUGCACACUGCAUCUGCAUUCAAGUUUUUGUCAUGUUAUAUGUGUAUGCAUCGAUUCAUUCAAUGUUCCUUACGUUUUUGGUUUUUUGUUCUGUUUUUGUUCGAAUUUUCUUCAUGCCUUAUUUACACCUUCGCACACUAGCUCACUCUCUUUCCUUGCAUUCUGAAUCUAUCAAUGCUCUGAGUUUGCCCCUAUGUUCUUGAAUCAUCGUUUCACACCACUGCACUUGUCACAUUGUUGCUUUUCUCUGUCUUUUUCUUAAUUCUAAAUCAUGUUUAUUUUCUAUUUUUCUUGCUUGUUUCCAGAUUCUUGCCCUUGAUUCUUGUUCUUGUAGUUCUAGGCUUGGGAUUUGUCUUAGAACAUUGUGUACUUAGGUAAACCGAAACCAAGUCUUCCAUAGGUCUCUGAAAUCCUCUCCCUGGUGCCAUUAGGUUCUAGCCGAGGUUCUCAGACUCAAACCAAUCACCUUUCCCAGAAAUUUGUUAUCAACCAACCCAAGCUAAGGUCAUGGGCAUGUUCAAAUAGAGAGUCAAUUCACCCAGCAAACUAGAAUAUUUCCGUCAGGAGUUCUCUAUCCCAGCUGAAGUUCAACUCAGGUUGGCUGGGAAGAAGGACUUUAUUAUGCCUGGAGAGGACUACAUGCCAUUCCUAGUAGUUUCCAUUAUUGAGGGUGGAGUUAGUUUCCCCUUAGACAUCAUCUUCAGAGAAGUCAUCCAUUUCUAUAAACUCAAUCCCAUGCAACUAACCGUAAACACCUUCAAGGUCAUCAAUGGUAUAGCUGAAUUGGUACGUCGGCAAAAAGCUAGGAUCACUUUGUCCGACAUCCAAUACUGCUAUACUAUGUGUGGCCUUAAAUCCACUAGCGACUAUACAUACUACCUCAAACCCAGAUCCACCAAGUACAAGCUCAUAACUAACCUUCGCGACUCUAAUAAAGGCGCUGGAGAUGAUUAUUUAAUUGUCUCAGGAAACUGGAAAUUCACGUCAGACAACGAUCUUUAUCUCUUCCCACUGCGUCGAGGAGUCUUUAGUGAAGAUGAGGGUAAGGACCUAGUCACCCAAAGUGCCAUAUCUUUUCAACACUUAGCAUUUAUUUCUCUUAUCUAUACUAAUGUUUUCUUAUUGUUUCUGUAGCUCUUGCUCAUCCAUUAAAAAACUUCUACCAAACGUACAUCCCAAGCUGAGAUCUUAUCCGGCUUCUCGGCCUACCCGUCGAGGUCCGCAAGGUCCCAAUCCUAUUAACUUACAUGCCAACCUACUAUUUUUUGCUUCCCAACGUGCCGAGGAGGGCCAAGACUCCACCAUCUGUGUCAACUCCACCUGCCACUUCUUCCUCGAUACCAGACCAAGCCUUAACGUCUGAUCCUGUGAACCAGCCAUCCACCUCUAUUCCAACACAACUCAUUCCACCAUCACAGUGCUAAUGCUAUCACCGACCUUUGAAUGCUCCGGCCGACAGAACCCGAAAUCGCAAGCGCCGAGGUUCAAACACGCCAACGUACGAUCUUGAGAAUCCUGCUAUUGCCCUUCCUGCCAUUAGGUUUGGCACUGAAGUCAUUGUCGCCGCCACAUCCGAAGAAAUAGGCCGCAAACAAGUCGUGGUCAAAGAUUUGCUGGCCGACAUACCAGCCGUUGUCACUGUUCAGUCAUCUCCUUCUCAGUCCCAGCCCAAACAAAAGCCAAAACGAGCGAAGAAGACUAAGGCAAAGGCCAAAGUCACCACCAUUGCUUCAAACUCAGAGGAUACAUUGCUAAUCUCAAAAUUAGUUGAGGCUGAGAAGAGGCCGGCCUAGGCCGAGUCAUCUGAAGCGUCAUCGCCAAAAAAGUCGAGGUUAUAGGGCCUAGAGGAUGGGACCCGUUUUCACCCCAGCCGUACUUGGGCGCCCUAGGUCCUUAUUGGUAACAGGCCCCUCAAAGCCAGCGACAAUGCUGUGGAAAGUCUCGAAGUCGAUGUCGCGUUAUCCACGACUGUUCUUCUUUCGGCUGAUAUGAACCAACUCAUCGAGUUUAACCAGUAUGAGAACUUCGCGAUGAUGAUGCACCACUCAGUCUUGUACGCUUAUUCCCAUACGGUCAAGGCCAAGUUGGUGAAGAAGGAUCUCGUCAAAAAGACUCAGGAAGCAGCGAGUUUUCUUUCUUCGCUCAACAAGGCCGAGGACCAGAUUAAGAACUUGAUGGACAAGGCCAGUGCAGCCAAGGCCGCUCAAAAUAGGCCCGAGGCUAAAGCCAAAGCUGUGGAUGUUGCUGCCGAGGCUGUCGAGGCCAAUGCCAAGGCUACCAAUGUUAGGGCAGUCAAUGCCGGGACUAGUACAAAUAGCAAGUAAAUCUGCCCUGCAACAAAGGCUACUAUCUUGGUUGGAUGGCGAUACUCAAAGUGCUAUCUGUCCCCGAGGAUUCACCACUCCGCGACAUCAACCAACUCAAGGUGUCCUUUCCUCCAUCUCCUACCAAGUCCGAAGAAGAAGUGGAAGAUGAAGAGGCCGGCGCCGAAGAUGCCGAAGAAGGUACUAGCAAAAAGGUUGUUGUUGGGUCCAAGUCCCAAACUCUAAAUGAUCAGAUCCUAGAUUUGACUGAGAUGGACAGGGACGAGGUCUCCAAGAGCACCUUGCUGAAGAAAACCAUAACGUCUGAGUCCGAGGUCCUUGCUGUUGAGAGGAGUCUCGACCAAACACUACAAUAGAUUGAUGCCGAGGUCGCUGCUAAAGCCGAGGCCAAGAUAGGCAAGAACAAUGAGCCUCAGCCUAGUACUUAGGAUUUUUUUUCUUUCUUUUGAAUUUUUACUUUUGUCUUUUUGAACAAUAUAUGUUUGGUCGAGCCGAUGGGCCUCUUGUGUACUUGAACAACUUUUCUUUAAUGCAAGUAGUCUUUUUUCUUGUAAGUCUUGCAUGCUUGCCUCUUUAAGCCUUGUGUAUCUUUUCUGUCUUGUUUGUUUCCAUACUUACAUUCUUUGAAAUACUUCUAAGUGCAACUUACUUGAAUAAUCACCUUGUAUUAGCAUACCCCAGAUAUAAAUCAUCUCGGAUUGACAUAUCUCGGAUAACAACUCGUGUCAAUUUAUGUCGACCAACUUUUACUUAGAGAAUUUUUUUCAAAAAACUUUUUGCAAGUGUUGUUACUUGUACUUACUAUCUUCUGGCAAGACUUCACCCUUCCAAGUCUAACAACCUGGUCAGUUAUCACGAGUAUCCC
Molecule: messenger RNA, 3452 nt
Organism: Camellia sinensis
Lineage: Eukaryota; Viridiplantae; Streptophyta; Magnoliopsida; Ericales; Theaceae
Source: RefSeq, a predicted model, not a curated record